Molecule: messenger RNA, 612 nt
Organism: Neurospora tetraspora
Lineage: Eukaryota; Fungi; Ascomycota; Sordariomycetes; Sordariales; Sordariaceae
Exons: 2
Coding region: 1-612 (203 amino acids)
Source: RefSeq, a predicted model, not a curated record
AUGUCUGCUGCUCUCGCUCCGUUCACUCGUUUCCCUAUUGAGGCUCCAAUUGAAGCUGGCGACCGCAUGGACGAGCAAGUGAUGAGUGAGUUUCCAGCCUCUGAAGUGAUACGCUGUGCCGUCUUCGAAAACGGCGGCGUGGAAGAGAGCGUGGGAGGACAAGCGUGGGGUGACAAGACCUCCGCAACAUCCAAAUGUCUUAAACCCUGGGAAGGAUUGGAGCGUGACCAUGGAACUUUGACGAUAUUUCCAACAUUGGCAUAUCGUUCAAUGUUGGAACGGGCAUGGUAUUGUUGGACAGUCCGUCCUCUCCGACAGCAAACGCCCUGUCGAUCGCUUCUCCAAGUUGGAGAAAUCCCACGCCGUACCAUUCAACGACAAAAGGAAUUGGAGAAGCUCAUUGCCGUAGGUAGCGGUUGCCGUCUUCCGUCUUCCGACGAGAUGCUUCGUCGUACUGCCAGCUGCCUUCUUCUUUCUGCUAUGUCGGUGAAGAUCACCUGGUCUCGAACGUCUGCGAGCCUGCGCGUGGACGCCGUGGACGGCAACGUAGGCUCGCCGCACGAGUGCACUGCACCAUGCCACCACUAUCACCACCACUUCUCCAGCUUUUGA